AUGGCCUCCCUCCCCGCAGAUAGGGCGCCUAUGGACGAAACCAGGUCCUUCUUGGGUCAUGGACAUGAAGACACCCCCGUCGAAGAUGUUGGGCCUUUCAAUCCCUACACACCGUCGACAGAGUCAUCUCGUCCGGCCUAUAACGAGCCAGCCACUCCCGUCAAGGGGACGCGGACGCAUCGUCUCAGCUUGCGAGUAGUGUUCUCUACUGUCAUUGUAUUCGUCGGAACUGCUGGAAUUGCAUCGGCGCUUUUGGGCUGGUUGAUCAUCCACAAGACUCAGCCGACGAUCACCAAAGUCUGGCAAGACGGUGCUUUCCUGUUGGACGAAGGGGAACGCACAGAGGGCGGCCUCCGUUCUGGUCGUUUACUGGGAUUGACGAUAUCGUCCGCCGCCUCAACGGUGUUAUCACUCACCACUCCAGUAAUCAUGGGGCUAUAUGCGUUCCGGAUCGCACAGAAUUGGCUUGAUCACGUUCGUCAAAUGGACCUCAACAUAGAUCACGGUCAGGCUGAGCUGCCGACACCCUUGCAGUAUGGCCUAUUGGUGGAGGUUUUAGGUGCAACAAGCAUUGCGUCGCUAAUUUCAACCACAAGAUACUUUCUUAGAAGCUCUACACGACGAUCCCGUGCGUCCACUAUGUUGAAGAAGGCGUUUGUGGUAGGCCUUUUCGUGUUUUUAUUGUCACAUGCGACCAGCGGCGUAGACCUGUGGCUUCACACUUCGACAUCCACAGUAUUAUUCACUACCUUCUCUCCUACAGAGACUCAAAAUAACUUCAGUAUCAGUCAAAGUCAAUGCCCACCUUACCCGGAUCCUUUUUAUGACGCCAUUCAUCCCUGUCUUUACGGUGCAGGUUAUUGGGGUGCAGGAGUUGAUAGCCUUGCCCCUGGGAUGCAGGUUUCCUCCAACAGCUCCGAUGCCCUCCAAGUCAUCACUAUCAACAACGCAUCCGAUAUGGCUGUCAUUGUGGUGUCCUCUAUCCCGCAGCUACUCAAAUUUGACAUGGAAACCUACGGUGCGCGCGCAUCGUGCCAAUCGGUCACUCCCUUGUGCAGUGUCAACACUUCACUCACAUGCGAAGGCUUUCCAUCCUCCUUCGUCCCCUUCGAUUUCAGCAAGAUUUCUGACAGCGAGCCCGCGAACGCCCAGUCCCAGGUGCAUCUCCAAACGUCCAGUUGUGAAGGAUGUGACCACGUGGACACCUCGGCUGCCCUAGCCUCGGACGAUGUUGGUACCUUGAAUACCGCAAAUCCACCGCCUCUUAACGCCUACUCGACAUGGAUGGAGUUCGUCUGGGUGUCUGAUGGAGACGAUCCCGUGUAUACGGCGAAGGCUUCGAACGCGCUCCUUAUGCCACAGGACAGCAAUACGGCUGUGAUGUUCACAAACUGCUCCCUCGCGUUCUACAACGUUACUCUCACCUAUCUCAAUGGCAGCUACUCGGUUGUCAACGAGGUAUUGUCCAACACAGGGCUUUCUGACGGCCUCGCAGCGCCCACCCGAUUAGGGCACUACUUGUCGCGCCUCGUUGCGAACGUCGAAGGACGCGUUUUCAACGACAACAAUAGCGACUCUGUGAUGGCUUUUCUAUCACAAGACUUCGCCCGUCUGGCCCUUGGUUCCGCCGCGACCAUCACAAACGAGACCAUACCGAGUGUGUCGACGGUGUACCAAAUCAGCGACCAGAUCCUCGGACGUUACCCCGUGUGGCCCAUUUUCAUCUUCCUCGCCCUUCUAUACAUCUACUCGGCGGCGGCGUUGAUAAUCUUAGUCCAGGCCACCAUCUUCUCCAGAGACAUGAUCCUACAGGUACCGUCUGUCGUGAGAAAGGAAGGCGAGAAAGGAAGGACGGUGUCGGCCUUGGAGCUCACGCAGUUGCGCCUUACAAGCCCUCUUUCGCUGGCUGCCACCCUUUAUGCUUCGGAUCGGUCAGAGAUGCUGAAAGCGGAGCUUUCGAUGAAGACAUCUUUGUUGGAUGCGUUUGACGAGCAACCUGGCGAAGAACGAUUGGCAGUGGGGUUUGCAGAUGGGGAGAAGGAUCUGGAAACACAAUGGAGGUCAUUCGGGGUAUGGAAACGUCACGGACGCCAAUCCGAGUCGUCCGACACGUUAUAGCAACUUGCACAACCCAGAUUUGUAUCCUUGCAGCGAAUUCCAAGCGAAUUCUGCGUUCACCACUUCUUGAAAUCUUCGACCGGCACCUUACGUCGGACAUCGUACAUGUACACGAAGGACGUUGAUUGUAUACGAGGCAGAAUCCAUAAAUAACGAAAUGUCAGUCCGUACUGGCGCUAUUCG
Molecule: messenger RNA, 2301 nt
Organism: Stereum hirsutum FP-91666 SS1
Lineage: Eukaryota; Fungi; Basidiomycota; Agaricomycetes; Russulales; Stereaceae
Exons: 4
Coding region: 1-2118 (705 amino acids)
Source: RefSeq, a predicted model, not a curated record